AUGUCUGGUGGCUCCACAGAUUAUAACAGAGAAUAUGGCUGCCCAGAGAGAAUGGAGCCCAAUCAUGUCAUUGAGAGCAACUGGAACGAGAUUGUUGAUAACUUUGAUGAUAUGAAUUUAAAGGAGUCUCUUCUUUGGGACACAUAUGCUUAUGGUUUUGAGAAGCCUUCAGAUAUUCAGCAGAGAGUUACUAUUCCUUGUAUUAAAGGGUAUGAUGUGAUUGCUCAGGCUCAGUCAGAUACUGGCAAGACAAUCACAUUUGCUAUUUCCAUCCUGCAACAGUUGGAGAUUGAAUUUAAGGAGACCCAAGCACUAGCAUUGGCCGCCACCAAAGAACUGGCACAACUGAUUCAAAAGGUAAUUCUGGCACUUGGAGGCUACAUGGGAGCAACUUGUCAUGUCUGCAUUAGUGGAACCAGUGUUCUCAAUGAAAUGCAAAAACUGCAUGCUGAAACACCACAUAUUUUUGUUGGUACACCAGGGAGAGUGUUUGAAAUGUUAAACAGAAGAUAACUUUCCUCAAAAUUGAUCAAAAUGUUUGUUUUGGACUAAGCAGAUGAAGUGUUGAGUGGGGGAUUUAAGGACCAAAUCUAUGAUGUUUUCCAAAAAUCAGAUACAAGUAUUCAGGUUGUGUUGCUUUCUGCCAUGAUGCCAACUGAUAUGUUGGAAGUGACCAAAAAAUUCAUGAGAGAUUCAAUUCAAAUUCUGGUGAAAAAGGAAGAAUUGACCCUUGAAGGAAUCAUACAGUUUUAUAUUAAUGUUAAAAGAGAGGAAUUGAAGUUGGAUGCACUUUGUGACUUGUAUGAGAUGAUUACACAGGCUGUCGUUUUUCUCAAUACAAGGUGCAAGGUGGACCGGCUCACUGAGAAAAUGCAUGCCAGGAACUUGACAGUUUCUGCUCCACAUGAUGACCUGGACAGGAAAGACAGAGAUAUUAUCGUGAGGGAAUUCCGAUCAGAGUCAAUCUGUGUUCUGAUCAUUACCGACUUCUUGGCCCAUGGGAUUGAUGUGCAACAAGUAUCAUUGGUUAUAAACUAUGAUCUUCCUACCAAUUGCAAAAAUUACAUUCAUAGAAUUGGCAGAAGGGGUCGAUUUUGGAGGAAAGGUGUGGCUAUAAACUUUGUUACUGAAGAAAACAAGAAGAUUCUUCAUGACAUUGAGACUUUCUACAAUACUACAGUGCAGGAAAUGCCAAUGAAUGUGGCUGACCUUAUCUAAUUC
Pteronotus mesoamericanus is the source of this 1221-nucleotide messenger RNA. Its product is annotated as eukaryotic initiation factor 4A-II-like. Lineage: Eukaryota; Metazoa; Chordata; Mammalia; Chiroptera; Mormoopidae. The record is from RefSeq and is a predicted model, not a curated record. The transcript has a single exon. Gene Ontology annotation, molecular function: ATP binding; RNA helicase activity; RNA binding.